This is a messenger RNA of Dendronephthya gigantea, 1279 nucleotides long. Its product is annotated as arginine-hydroxylase NDUFAF5, mitochondrial-like. Gene Ontology annotation, molecular function: S-adenosylmethionine-dependent methyltransferase activity. Bases 163 to 1146 code for a protein of 327 amino acids. The record is from RefSeq and is a predicted model, not a curated record. NCBI's taxonomy places the organism in Eukaryota, Metazoa, Cnidaria, Anthozoa, Malacalcyonacea, Nephtheidae. Gene Ontology annotation, biological process: mitochondrial respiratory chain complex I assembly. The transcript has a single exon. Gene Ontology annotation, cellular component: mitochondrion.
AUUUUUGCAAUUCCGUAUAAUUUAUGCAAUUCUGAUAAUUAUUAUAAUAUAUUUCGUGAAUCGUAACAUGGAUGACCCUUCUUCUUGACACCAAAUUUUGUUUAUAUAUUUCAUUUUGAUUCCCAAUUUAUGGGUUUAUAACCAAUUUAGGCAACAAGUUAAAUGUUUGUAAGGUGUGCUAUAAGAUCUAGGCUACGAGAGGCCCUUGUCAAUGGGAAAGCAUGGAGAAUUGUACGGUUAAAAUCGGACAGCCCUAUGAACAUAUUCAACAGACAGGCAAAACGUUUACAAAAGAAUAGAGCUGCUUUGCAAGAAAACACUGAUGAUUACGACUACUUAAAGGAUGAAGUUGCAAGAAGAAUUGUGGACCGGCUUAGCGAUGUUUCGCGUCAUUUUCCGCUAGUUUUAGACCUUGGUUGUGGAAAGGGUCACAUUGCAAAAGCCUUGACAAAAACACAUGUGACAUCAUUAGUACAAUGUGAUCUCUCUGAAGAAAUGGUACAAAGAUCAUACACAAACCCAGAUAUUCCAACAAAAAAGCUUGUUGUGGAUGAAGAGUUUUUACCAUUUGCAGAGAACACUUUUGAUGCAGUGCUUAGUAGCUUGAAUCUUCACUGGGUGAAUGAUUUACCAGGUGUUUUUCAUCAAGUAAAACACUGCAUUAAGGACGAUGGGAUGUUUUUGCUUGGAUUAUUUGGUGGGGAAACUUUAUUUGAACUACGCUGUUCUCUGCAGCUUGCUGAACUUGAAGUUCUGGGGGGAUUUGGGCCUCACAUAUCGCCGUUCACAGAGAUGGCAGAUAUUGGUGAUAUAGCUAGCCGGACUGGGUUCAAUCUUAUAACAGUUGACUAUGACGAGAUUGUUGUAAAUUACCCUAGCAUUUAUGAGCUGAUGAAUGAUUUACGAGGCAUGGGUGAGAACAAUGCAUCGUGGUCUAGGAAAAAUGUGUUGCGACAUAAGACAACUGAGGUUGCAUCGAGAAUCUACCAAGAAAUGUAUGGUGACAGUGAUGGUAACAUACCUGCCACCUUUCAAAUCUUGUUCCUGAUUGCAUGGAAGCCAUCAGACAAACAGGCUAAACCUGCUGAACGAGGUUCAGGAACAUUUAGUCUAAAAGACAUUGAUAAGUUAGACUUUGAUAAAUAGAUUAAUUGUCACAGCAGUGUUUAUACUGCAUCAAUUUGGCACAGAUAUUUAUUUUAUAUCAGGACCUAUAUAUUCUAUGAAACUGUGGAAAACUAUAUGUUCAGUAGAAAAAUUUGCUAAAUUUGCUCUAUGG